Solea senegalensis (Senegalese sole) is the source of this 297-nucleotide messenger RNA. Its product is annotated as ataxin-8-like. The record is from RefSeq and is a predicted model, not a curated record. NCBI's taxonomy places the organism in Eukaryota, Metazoa, Chordata, Actinopteri, Pleuronectiformes, Soleidae. The transcript is spliced from 2 exons. The annotation marks the transcript as partial.
AGGAAGAAGCAUCACAGGGAGAGCAGGAGGCAGAAGGAGGAGCAGCAGAGGCAAGAGCAAAAAGUGCAGCAAAGACAAGAGGAGCAGCAGAGGGAGGAACAAGAGGAGGAGCAAAAGGAGAAACAGGAGGAGCAGCAGAAGGAGGAGAUCGACCGUCACCAUGACGACAAGAUGAGGAGAGCUGAGCUCAGGGAGGAGGAGGUGAAGAUGGGGGAGGAGACACAGAAGGACGGAGAGAUGGAGGCACUCUGUGAGAGAACUGAGAGAUUAGAAAGAUCAAAAGAGGAGAGGGAGGAG